CUCGGGCGUAUACUUGCCCGUUUGGGGACUGCACCUGCGCGUUGAAAAACCCUGACAGCAACCAAAGCCUAUUUCGUACCAAGCUACUAUCCUCUGACUGUUGCAAAAUGGGCUCAUCCCCUGACUCUAGUACUGGCUUCAGACACAAGUACCUAAGGCUUUCACGCCGCAGAUCUCAGUCCAUCAAUGACCUCGUGCCGUACUUGUCCCAGCCUGGACUGCCCAAGUCGCAAUUGCAUCGUGACAAGAGCUCACGCCUCAGCCCCCACAACUCCCUGAUCCAUCUCUCCGACAGCAAGUCUCUCAAGCAUAUCUUUGUACCACAGCACGAACCCUCGUGUCUGUUUAGCGAUAUAUCAGAGCUGCUUCCGCUAAUCAGACCCUUGGAACGGAAGCCUACACGCGAAGCAGACACCGCCGGCGUGCCCUUCACCCAUAUUAACACGCCUUCCGUCUACUCCAGCAUGGCUUUGCCUCACCCGGAAAUCCUAGAUACAUCCUCGACUGAGACACGUGAAGGUUUCAUGUCGCUGAUCAUCUCUGCCGCGCACCAUCUCACCAGCAGCAUUGUUCCUCGUGAGAAACCACUCGUGCGGGGCACCGAUGUGUCCACCUCUACUAUUCUUGAAGAGAACCAGUCCAUUACUAAGGCCACAAUGGUACAAUACGUGCAAUCCCAGUCUAUUAAGGAAUCCUCUAUAAAUACGUCCAGCAACGACGACCCUUCUCUCGCAACGUUUAGCGAAGCCACCAAACGUGACGACACCAACCCCAAAGUGAUCUUGACUCCUGCCACUAGUGAGGAGAGUACGCCGGGUUUCGUCGUGGCUUUGUCGCCACAGGUGUCAAAAAAUCGCCACAAGCCGAAAAUUUUUGCCACGUUCAAAACUAGGCGCCGUCUGCUUAGCCUUAACCGCACGGUGUUGUCGGCGGACCGCAGCGUGCGUGAGUUAUCGCUGUCCGUGCCGGAAACGCCUUUGGAGCCUACGCUAGAUGUGGAGUUUCACCAGUUGUUCAAGACACUUCCGAUGACGGAAAAGUGCACGGCUGUGUACGGCUGCGCGUUGUCGAAGGAAAUACUCGUCCACGGCAAGCUAUACGUGAGCACGCAUCACCUCUGUUUCAACUCAAACAGUCCCGGUUGGGUCACGAACUUGGUGAUUCCGUUGAAGAAGGUGGUACAAAUCGAGAAAAAGUCAACCGCAGUGAUGCUUCCCAAUGCGAUGGUGGUGCAGACGCUCCACGAGCGGUACGUAUUCGCAAGCUUCCUCUCGCGUGACUCAUCGUCCGACAUGCUCACCGAGACGUGGAGAAAUGCGGUGCAGGAAUCAGCAGUGAGAGGCGACCCCCGCCGUCUGAGAGCCCGCAGACGCUCGGGAACCCUUUCACUGACAUUCUGCUCGCCCACCGAUUUGUCGAGCGAAGAGCUAGACUACCACUAUUCGAGUAACACUGAGGAAUUGAGUAUAGCAAGUGACGAGCCUAAGGCGAGCGAACUAUCAUCCGGUGCGGAAACUGGACAUGCUCCAACAUUUCUUGGCUAUAUCAAAGCGCCAAGUGACGUUGAGAUUGUCAAUGAAACAUUGAAUGCGCCGCUUGGUACCGUAUUUGGAUACUUAUUCGGAAAUGAUGUGCUGAAUCUCCGCAAUAUCUUGGAGAAACAGAAUAAUAGGGAUAUCUCUCAGAUCCCUGUGUUCAAGAAGGAUCCAUCCGGGAAGAAAACCCGUAAGUACAACUAUGUGAAGCCUCUCCAUGGGCCAAUUGGCCCGAAGCAGACGAAGUGCGAGGUCACAGAAAUAAUUGAGAAGGAGGAUUUUGAUUCGUCAAUCAUGGUUUUGCGGUCAGCCAGAACCCCAGACAUGCCGUCUGGGGGGUCUUUUAGCGUCCAGACGCGCUUUUACUUUGCCUGGGGUGAGAAUAACGGCACUAAGGUAUACAUAGUAGCGUCUGUGGAGUGGACGAGCAAAAGCUGGAUCAAAAAUGCAGUAGAGAACGGUUCCAUCAGCGGGCAAAAAGAACUAUUGGGUAUUUUGAUAUCCGAACUUAAGGCAUUUGUUGCGGCAAAUGGGAAGGGUCGGACAAGAUCCAAGUCAAAGAGAAAGAAGUCAGAGGUGAUUGAGGCGGAGGUCACGCCAGUGGUGCCUCCUUCACCACUGCCUCCUGGGCUUAUAACUACAACUGAUUCCCUCUCUACUGCCAUCCCGUUGCCUAUCCCAUACAUUAUCAAGAUCCCAGCCUUGCUACUCAUUGUGUACCUUAUCUUUUCUUUCUUUGGACGGACUUCUAACGGUUUGCUAUUGGGGAGUGCUGGAAUGUAUCAAAUGGAGCAUAAUGGGCGGAUCUACAAUUUGGUUCCGUCUGUGCAUGACAGCAGGAAUGAGAAGUAUUUUGAGGCCGGCGGGGAACUCUGGGACUGGAUGCAUGAUAGGGCAGGUACCCGCAAGAGAGGUGAGGAAAGGAGCGGAUAGGGAAACAUUUCAGUAGAAAUGCUGGGGAGCUUAUGCGAUUGGAUGAAAUCUAGAUAGUGAUUUAGCAGG
Molecule: messenger RNA, 2537 nt
Organism: Babjeviella inositovora NRRL Y-12698
Lineage: Eukaryota; Fungi; Ascomycota; Pichiomycetes; Serinales
Product: GRAM and VASt domain-containing protein
Exons: 1
Coding region: 108-2468 (786 amino acids)
Biological process (GO): intracellular sterol transport
Cellular component (GO): cortical endoplasmic reticulum; mitochondrion; endoplasmic reticulum-plasma membrane contact site
Molecular function (GO): sterol transfer activity; sterol binding
Source: RefSeq, a predicted model, not a curated record